ACUGAGAUGUUUAUAUGUGGACAUAUGAUACAAAAUUUAGUGUCAGUUUGUGCACAUUCUAGGAUAUUCUGUAUAGUGAAAGAAGGGGGUCAUUCAGUAGAAACAACGGUGUUUUUAGGUUCCAAUCUUGUACAGCAAAUGUUUGACGAACGUCAGUUACAGGAACAAAGUCAAGGUGAAUCUUCUCGACAACAUGAAACUCCUACACGGGGUCAUCAUCAUUUUCGGGUUGGAACAUUUUCACUACAUGACACAAGCCAUCUAUAUGAGAAUAAUCCAAACUAUUCGCGGAGAAAUUUGCAUGCAGGAUCUUCCGAAGAAAGAAGUUAUGAGCACACACCAGCCACCAACAGUCCAGGACUAGAAGAGACUAUCGAAGAAUGGCGACCGUCCCAGUUAGUUGCAAUGCCAUCUCGGUACUGCUAUCCACAUCAAUCAUGGAACUUUCCCGGAAUACAAAAUCUGCCCUCGUAUCCACAAGCUCCUCUUUCUUCCGAUUUCUUCACUAUUCUAGCACAAUACCAUGCGUAUGCUGUCAACAGAGCACAAGAAACAAGACAAAGGCGAUGCGAAAGCAUAAAAAAAUACCGGGAGAAAAAAAGACGCCGCAACUCCAGUCGCAUAGUUAAAUACCAAAUGAGAAAACAGCUUGCAGAAAGAAGAAUUCGAGGCCCACGAGGGCGUUUUAUCCGCAAAGACGAAGAGAACCGAAUUCUUCAAAGUCAGCAGCCAACUGGUGGGUCCGUUGAGUCUACAAGAGAACAGUGUUCUUCAGAACAUACCGCGUCCUUUGAGUCUUUUUUGCAACAGAAGAGAGAAGCGUUUGUUUCUCCUAGAUUUUGUUCAUCUCAUCAUAGAAAAUUGGAUGGAACGGGUCGAGAACGACAUGUCGUUGAUUGCAGUUAUAUAUUUGCUACGGAUGCUUCGGAUUAUCCUCCACCUUGGCAAUAUUUUCCUUGAUAUUUCUAUAUCGUCUUGUUUCCAUAGCUAAGUUUUUAAAGCUAAAAUGCUAUUAAAUUGUAGGGUUUCUCU
This is a messenger RNA of Galdieria sulphuraria, 1032 nucleotides long. RefSeq lists its product as uncharacterized. The record is from RefSeq and is a predicted model, not a curated record. Gene Ontology annotation, molecular function: protein binding. The transcript is spliced from 4 exons. The coding region runs from base 7 to 960 and encodes 317 amino acids. NCBI's taxonomy places the organism in Eukaryota, Rhodophyta, Bangiophyceae, Galdieriales, Galdieriaceae.